AUGCGUCUCCUCGCUCCUUUUCUACUGCUUUCUCUGGCGCUUUCGGGUGAAUGUGCCGUCACCGCGGUGAGCAACAACUGAACAACGUUUCGAAUUCGUCAAUGUUCAGAACUUUAUCAGUGAUCCCAGGUCAAUGUUCCCGAAAGUUAUGAGAACGAAGAACGCGUUCCACUUCCUGCACUUCUUCAUGGGAACGUUCAAGCAAAUGUUCAGAAGUAAAAUGGAAAUUAUCGAUCAUUUCAACUACUAUGAUGACCAUGUGAAGGGAUUCAUGUGUUACACGGAUAAGGCGCUCGAUUAUGGUGGGUGAGCAGACGGAAAAUGAGCCAGUGAAGUCGUUUCAGCUCAAUUGAAAGCCUACUUCGAAAGAUACGCGGCGACCCAUUCGAAUCCGAAGAUCUCAAUCGCCUUUGCAGUGAUCACAGAAGACGGGCUGAAUAUGACUGUGGAUUUUGAUGUGAGAACGAGCACCUGGUUCGGACUGGAAGACCAAUUUCUUUUAGUGAUCAACGCUUACAAUGUGAUUCGAGAAUCCAUUGUAUCCAUAAGAAUGCGCUCUUUCAGGACACGACAGUCGGAUGGGGAGUACGUUCGCUGAGCAUGGAGUUCGAUUGUUAA
Caenorhabditis sp. 36 PRJEB53466 is the source of this 618-nucleotide messenger RNA. Lineage: Eukaryota; Metazoa; Nematoda; Chromadorea; Rhabditida; Rhabditidae. The record is from the annotation of a GenBank genome assembly.